Molecule: messenger RNA, 2497 nt
Organism: Mercenaria mercenaria
Lineage: Eukaryota; Metazoa; Mollusca; Bivalvia; Venerida; Veneridae
Exons: 8
Coding region: 439-1914 (491 amino acids)
Source: RefSeq, a predicted model, not a curated record
UAGGUAAACUUGUAGUAUCGUAAAAGUGAUGCAGUACAGAUUUGUACAUAUCUACGUGACUGUCAUUGCCAAGUUAUGCAAGGGAAAAUAAAAAUAACAGUUUACUGACUUUUGUGUGGAUAAAGUGUUCUGCGUUUUUUUUUUUUUCAUUCACAAUUUUAUUGAAUUUUUAAGGCUUGAGUGGAGAAAGUAAAGAGAAAAUUGAGAUUUUACUCACAAUAUGUCGAAAUACACAUUGAGUUUGAGUCAUGGAAAAGUUGAAUGACUCCGAAAGGUGGUGACAUUAAUUUUUGACGAUUUUUAUCAAGAUCCGACUUUUACCCAUGGACCUGCAGAAAACAGGAAGAUGAUGUUCAGAUAGCAGACUGGGUUUAGUGUUCAAGUUUUUCUCAAAGAUUUGUAUAUAUAGUUGUGGCUACUGCUGCACCAGUCUACACUAUGUCAGACCCUGAAGAGAUUACCAUUGUUGUUCACAGUGCCAAAGGCAUUAAAGGGAAGAAACCAGGACGGCACAAGUUUUCUGUGAUAUUUGGUCUUGGUGGAACAAAGUUCCGCACAGCAGUGGUGAAAGAUCCAGAUGGUAAUCCAGACUGGAAUGAAGAAACAGUUGUGCAUGUUUCAAAUGUUUUAGAUCAAGUGUUCUUCAUUAUAACGGAAAAAGAUGAUAUUUUAGGACAAAUCAGUAUUCCAGUGACUUCUCUUAAAGCAUUAAAGGGCCAGGCAAAACAUAUGCCACUACAACCCCACAAGAAGUGCCCUUCUCCUCAAGGAGAACUUGUCUAUCAGUGCUAUGUUUCUAAAUAUAGACCACCAGGCGAUCAUCUGCCAAUUAUUAAGGGUGUCACUCAGACGCCUCAGGAUGUUCAACCUCGGUCAGCAUUCCAGCGCUUGCGGAAACGUAUGGCAUCACCUGUAACUCAGAGGCGCAACAAGAAAGACGAUAAAAAAGAUACAAAAUCUGGAUCUUUAGCAAAUUUUAACAAGAAGUUUUCACGAUCUAUACAAGAUCUUUUCUCAUUUAGUAAAUUCAGUGCCAGUGAAUCCAUUAACGUUGACGACAACGACUCAAUUAGUAGUAAGUCGAGUCAGAAGAAAGAUAAAAAUAAGCGAAGAUUCAGCUUGAGUUUUCUCAGUGUGAGUAACGAUUUAGACAAAGCGGGCGAUGACCCACUGAUAACUAGUUGUACUCCGAAUUCAGGUCCCAUUGAUCAACCAACUAGACUAGCGAUCGAAGGAAGAAAUUUAGGGGUCGGAAAGUCGGAUAUUUUAUCGCUAAAAAUAGCAGGUUGUGAUUGUACAGACACAAUAGAAUUUGAAUCGUCGAGCAGGAUUUACUGUACGACUCAUUUCUGGAAAGUGUGUAAAGGAGCAGUGAUAAUUGAUACAAUAUCAGGUGGAAUAGGAACAUUAAAAGAUGGAUUUUGUUUUUACGAAGAACUUGAUGCGAAUGAAAACUCAAGUACAAAUCCAUUUGAAAAUGACAUGGAUGAAAAGAAGGAUCAGUUGGGUUCUGGUCAAAAUGAACAGAUAGACUUCUCUAUAGGGGGAAAAGAGAUCAAGUCUGGAUCAAAUACUGUACCUAGAAUCAGAAACUCCGCCAUUGUUGCCACUAGCACUCCCAAUCGUUCCCCAGCUGCUUCGACACCCGUAUCUCAAGGUCGCUACCAAAAGAAGCAUACUAAAAGUGCAAGUGAGACAAAGGCGUUAGCUGUCAGUCAACCACCUGUUGAACAUGUGUCAAAGGAAGAACUACAGUCAAAGAUAGUCCAGCUUGAAGAAGAAAAUGCAGCAUUAAAGAAGGAUAAUACAGAAAUGAAGUCAUACAUUGAUAAACUUGUUGCAAAGUGCAUGUUACACUGUCCAGAGGCCCUUGCACAGGAGGACGAUGAAAAAACAAAAUUGUUUGUGCUCUGAUGAGGCCCCCACCUUCUGACGAAAUACAACUGUAUACAGGAUUCUCAUUGGCUGAAAUUUUUAUAAGAGCCAUGUGAAAAAGUAACAGAAAUGUAAAAGUUUAAACAGUUGUUUAAAACUGUGAACAGCAGGUUGAUAUGUGCAAUGUGCUACAAGUAAAUUACAAUAUGAAGGACACACAGGUCCAAAAACUGGUACAUCCAUAAACCAGUUCUACCAUUUCAAACACCAGUUACACAAUGUUUGAAGAGUGAUAUCAGAAUGAUGAAUGUCAGUAUUAGUAUAUUUGAGGGCAAGAACACGGAAUCAUUCAUGAAUGGAUAAAUUUAGGCUGAAAUGACUUUGAAUGUAUGAGACAAAUUUAGACCAGGAAUUUGUAUAUGAAUUUUAAACAGAGCGGUUUUACUGUCCUCAGGAGAAGACAUUUUUAAUAUUAAGAGAAGAUUUAUGUUAUCAUGUAGGACACAAUAUCUGAGAUUUUAUUUUACAUAUUAGUGCAGUUGAUGCUAUAUUGGAUGAAACAGGACCCUCAUUAGAUUGAUCACUGUAUUGUACUGCAGGAAUAUAGAGUGGUGGAACCUAU